This is a messenger RNA of Triticum dicoccoides, 1837 nucleotides long. RefSeq names its product rab3 GTPase-activating protein non-catalytic subunit-like. The record is from RefSeq and is a predicted model, not a curated record. Lineage: Eukaryota; Viridiplantae; Streptophyta; Magnoliopsida; Poales; Poaceae. Gene Ontology annotation, biological process: regulation of GTPase activity. Gene Ontology annotation, molecular function: protein binding. The transcript has 8 exons. The coding region runs from base 101 to 1495 and encodes 464 amino acids.
AAAUCUCACGCGCACGUCUCUCCUACCCGCCCGCUGCAGCACAUCUCUUGUCCGGCCUCCAAGCUUCUACAGGCCCGAAGCGACCUCCUCGCGCCUCGCCAUGGCGCGGCGGGGCCACCACCUGACCGAGGUAGCCCUCCUCGCGUCCGCCUCGGGGUGCCUCGCGGCCGCGGGGGCCGGCGAGCGGGAGGGGUGGCUGGACGACCCCGCGGUGCUCCUCUCGCUCGGGCCCCGCGCGCGCGACCUCGCCGUGGCCAGCGCCGCGAGGUCCGUGCUGGGGAUCGUCCCAGUCGCGGGCGGCGGCGGGGUCACGGUGAAGCCCGCGCUGGGGCCAGACGACGGCCGGAUCUCCGCCGUGGAGUGGGUCCCGCUCGACGCGGAGGGAGCGCAAGGGGAGGAGGGAAUGGCCCUCGUGGUGGGCACCGACGCCGGGUGGCUCCUCUUCUACUCGCUCGCCGGCGAUCUCCUGCAUAAGCAGAGUAUAUAUCCUGCGAAGAUACUGAAGCUUAACUUCAGUGAGAGAAAGGAAAAUGCUUGGGAAGAUUCAGGUUCAGAUGAGCUUUCCGUGGUUUUUCCCGGUGUUAUUGCACGUUGUGAUGGUGCUGACCUUCAGAUCAUGCUUCAAAAAUCAUUUCAAGAAGUUAAAUCGCGCAUGUGGAAAGAUAAGUUUGAACAGGAAGAUGAUGAGGACACGAGUUCUUUCGAAAAGAUACCUCUUCAGAUUUGGAACGUAAGCAAGUUCAGCUCUUGUGUUGAUGCGGCAAUUGUUGGGCUAAUGCCACCUCCUCUGUUAGAACUUCAGUCGAGUCAGCGCCACUACUGUGCCAUUACAGUUGGAGAGGAUGCUGUUGUUUCAGCAUAUCGGUUAUCUGAAGACAGAAGCAGGUCAUUAGUUGGAGCAAUUUUGUCAAGAGGUGUAGCUGCAACAUUUUCGACAAUAUCAUCUUUGUCCAAAAUUCUGUGGCGGAGUGAACCAUCACCGACUAAGAAGUCACGGCCAAAGCCUCAAGCCUUUGCAAAAACAUCACCUCUCACAUGCUUGAAAGACUCACCAAGGAAGGGAGAACGACUUACACUCUCCCCAAGUGGUACAUUGGCUGCAAUAACUGAUUCUCUUGGACGAAUACUACUGCUGGACACUCGUGCCCUUGUGGCUGUACGGUUAUGGAAGGGUUAUCGUGAUGCUUCUUGUCUUUUUGUGGAGAUGCUUCGUAACAAAGACAAGGUGUCAUCAAGCUCAAUGCACUUGGAUUAUACAAAGAGUGACUAUUGCUUGUGCCUGGCAAUCCAUGCCCCACGGAAAGGCAUAAUUGAGGUUUGGCAGAUGCGGACUGGGCCACGUCUCCUAACCAUCCCAUGUCCCAAGGGAAGCAGGAUCUUGCAGCCGUCGAUGAGGUUCUCGUCAUCGGCAUUCUCGUCGUAUACGCCGCUGGAGGUUUACUUGUUCAAUGGAGACUCCGGGCAGUUGUCUGUUCUGAAUAGGCAUAUUGGAUGAGAGCUCCACUGCUGUUUCUUGCUUUACAUUAUACUCCUAGAUAGAAGAAUUAUUGUUACCGGGGUUGUACAGGGUAUAUUAUUACUGUGUUGAUGGCCAGGUGAUUAUGGUUGUGCCGAUGAUUCUUUUUCCCACCCACCAAAAUGAGAGCAGGUUUUGUGUGACUUGAUCCACACGAAUGAAUAAGUAAAGUUGGUCAUGUGAUCGUGUACAAUAGGAAAGGUGGCACUUAUCUCUUCUACUUAUACCUUGUGGAGUAGAGUACUACAUGCUCCAUUUAUUAUUAUUACUUGUGCACAACAUACUCUAUUUAUUAAGAGAUGGGCGCAGACGCUAGCAACA